Notothenia coriiceps (black rockcod) is the source of this 1188-nucleotide messenger RNA. Its product is annotated as G0/G1 switch protein 2. Lineage: Eukaryota; Metazoa; Chordata; Actinopteri; Perciformes; Nototheniidae. Bases 65 to 421 code for a protein of 118 amino acids. The transcript is spliced from 2 exons. The record is from RefSeq and is a predicted model, not a curated record.
CAAACACCAGACUAAAUCACAGUCUGUAUUACGCUUAGCCCACCAUUGUGUCUCACCGUUGUAAAUGGGAAGCAUGCAGGAGUUGAUCCCCUUCGCCAGAGAGAUUCUGUCUCAGAGACCCAGCCGGGGUCUGCUGAAGGUCUACCUGCUGGGUUCAGUGUUGGCAGUGCUGGGGACAGUCAUUGGCCUGCUGGAGAACGUGUGUCAGCCCUUUUCCUAUGGUGAGACGAUGGACGCCGAGAUGGUACUCAUGUUGGCCCGGGAGCAGAGAACAAUGGAGAGGCAAUGCAGUAUGGGGGGGAAAGAGGAGGAGGAUGAGAAGCUGGUGCAUGAAAAUGGGGCUGCGACCCAAAAUAUGAACCUGGUCCAGUCCCACAGACUGAGCCAGCGCAGCAUGGCCAACCGGCCGCACGCCUCCUGAAGCAAGGGGUUGGCCCCAUGCAAGGACUCGAGAUAUUUAUUAGGAAACUGCUGCUGAGAGGUGCAACACGUCAGAGACUUUGUAUGCACUUCUGUCUGAACUGCCUUCCAUUAUGUGCUGCUUAUUAUUGAUGCCUUCAAGUGCAUUGGGAAAUGUGUUUAGUUUUGGUUUACCUUUAAGGAUUGAAAACACAUGAGAGACCCCCCAAUGAGAGCCUUCAUGGAUCAGUCGAGACCUUUUGAUAGGGCAACCUAUAUCAAUCAGUGAAGUGAAGUCCACAAAAAAACAACAAGAAAACUAAUCUGUUAGAACAUGAGUCAUAGACAGUAGUGUAGAGUUGUAGAAGUAAAACAGACAUAUUCUACAUAUUCCUCUCUGGAGUAUUCUUUUAGGUCUGCAGGUAGAUAUAAAGCAGUCAGGGUUACAAGAUAUGAAAACCCAAAAUGAGCACUUAAAUAAAUAAAAAACACUCAUUAUGUGUGUCACAUAACUCUAUGCUUAUUUUGCUCCUGGGCAGCAACAGACAAACUAAACUGCUCUCUACAGGGUCCAUCUAUUCUCAUAUAUAGUAGUAAAUAAAUAGUAUUGAGGUUGAAAUACUAUGUGAAGGCUUCAUGGUGUUGAAAGGCUUCCUGCCUGUGGUGAGCUGCUGUGUAGCGCCACCUGCUGGCUGGUGGAUGUAAGUGAUAUGCAAUGAGAGGAAUGUUUGUUGAAACGUUAUGCGAUGUGUAAAUACUGUAAAUAUACAAUCGUUUUCAUACCAAUAU